Molecule: messenger RNA, 4932 nt
Organism: Entrophospora candida
Lineage: Eukaryota; Fungi; Glomeromycota; Glomeromycetes; Entrophosporales; Entrophosporaceae
Source: the annotation of a GenBank genome assembly
AUGGGAUUUACUAAUUUUGAUCCUCCACGAGGAGUAUUUACACUGCCAAUUCCUUGUGAUGCAGCUAAUAUCUUUUGGGAAGAUGUUAAAGUUGCUGAACAUUUCAUACUUCAAAAGACAAAAGCUUCAAGUAAUAUAUUUUUUCGAGGUGUAAUUGGCACUAUUCAAAAUGUCCUUGACACAAAACAACCUCCUUUUCGAAUUAUUUUUCGUAGUGAUCCACUUGGCAUUACAUUGCAAAUUGCUGUAUCUGAAACUACAAAAGGCAUCGAAGAUGCUUGGAAAUGGUUAGAAGAUAGCUUAAGCUCUGAAUUACUAAAACUUGACAAUCCUGGUGAAAAAGAAAAUUACGUUGUUACAAAAAUUAAUUCUUUGGUCACUAGACAAUAUAAAGGAACUGAUGAAGUUUCUGAAGAUGAAAGCGUCAGAUCUGCUUCUAGAGCCUUUCACCAAACAUUUGACAUAUCACCAAAUGAGAGAUUAGUUAAUUUUUAUUCUUGUGCAUAUCACGGAGUUAGUCAAGGAUGGAUGUAUAUUAGCGAAAAUUAUUUAUGUUUUUAUUCUUUCCUACUUGGUAUAGAAACAAAGGUAAUUAUUGAAUUAAAGGAUGUUCGAAAUUUAACAAAAGAAAAAUCAAAACGUGGAAUGGUUUCAGAUUCAAUAAAAGUAAUUACAAAAGAUGAUCAAGAGACAUAUGGCCUAUUAAUGCAAUUAACAAAUUUAUCGAUGCAACGUUUAUUAAAGAAUUCUACUUUUGAACCAGCACCAGGAACUUCAAUAUAUGAUGCAGAUUUAGACCAGAUUUCAAAUACUCCUGAUCAAAAACUUUCAUUAAAUAAGAACAAUUUCGCCGAUUCACCAACUUCUCCAAUGACACCGCCUUUGAAAAAAGGUCUUGAGGAACAAAAACGUGACACUGAGUUUCAAAUAACAUUUAACCUACCAACAACUGAACGUUUAUUGGACGAAUGUGAUGUUUUAUUUUCAAUUCCUGAUACAAGCGAAUAUACUGCUGGAAAACUUCAAUUAUCCGAGGCUUAUCUCACUUUUCUGUCAAAUGAUCAAAAAAAUUGUAGUAUUGUCUUGCCAUUAUAUACCGUUCGAAGGGUCGAGCGUCUUAACAGUUUUAAUGUAAAUUAUUAUCUUGCUCUUUCUAUAAUAAAUUGGCAUCAAAUGUCAUUGAUAUUUCAAGUAGAAGGAUCUAAAUCAAAAUGUGAAAAUUUUUGUAACACCCUUAAAGAACAUUUAAAAGGUCAAAUCCGUUACAUGAAAAAAUUAAGGCCUUUUUUAAAUACUUGUUCGUCUGAAGUAUUAUUGAGCAAUACAAAAAAAGCAUUCAAAUUUGGGGGUUUGGGAUUAAAAUUUGGAUUUCCUGGUGAUCCUAAAAAAAUGAAAGAUUCAAGCAAGACGAAUUAUUGGAAAGACUAUCUGCAAACUAAUGGUAGAAAUUUAACAUUGGUUAGAAUUCCGAGCUUUACCAAACUUGUACGUGUUGGACUACCUAACACGUUGCGAGGUGAAUUAUGGGAAUUGUGUUGCGGUGCAAUGUAUUUACGAUUUGUUAAUGGUGGAUUGUAUGAAAAAAUACGUCAAGAUUAUGCGGGAAAAGUUUCACUUUCAACUGAAGAAAUUGAGAAAGAUUUGAACAGAUCUCUUCCAGAAUAUAGUGCAUAUCAAAGUUCUGAUGGUAUUGAUACUUUAAGACGUGUGCUAUCUACUUAUUCUUGGAAAGAUCCUGAAUUAGGUUAUUGUCAAGCGAUGAAUAUAGUUGCAUCUGCUAUAUUAAUUUAUACAAGUGAAGAACAAGCAUUUUGGAUUUUAAGCGUUUUAUGUGAUAGAAUGUUGCCAGGAUAUUACAGUACUUCAAUGUAUGGAGCGAUUUUGGAUCAAAUAAUAUUCGAACAUUAUGUUCGUGAAACAAUGCCAAUACUUUUUGAACAUUUCCAAGAUGUCGAUGUUCAAUUAUCAGUAGCAUGUCUACCAUGGUUUCUUACAAUCUUAAAGAUUAAUGGUAACGAAUUAUUAAAAAUAACAGACGACGGUCAAUUUAUUGAUGUUUUAAAAAAAUAUUUUUUAUCGUUGGAUGAAUCAUCAUAUCCUAAUAAUCCAAAUCCAAAAAUUAGAGCAAUAACAAAGUUUAGUUAUUUGAUGAGUUUGGCAUUCAGGGAAUUUUCAAUAGUAACCACAACAAAUAUACUUGAACUUCGAAAAUCUUAUCAACUUAAAGUGGUUCACAAUAUUGAAAGUUUUACGAAACGUAGUCAAAUUCGAAAUUUAAAAGAUACAUCUAAAUUUUCGAAGGACGAUAUAUCAGCAAUCUACGACAAAUAUUAUAAUGCACAGUUUUAUGGAAAACAACGCAGUGUUCGAAAUGAUUCACGUAUGGAUUUAAAUACGUUUUAUCGAUUUUUAGGUAGCGUUGUUAGUUGGGCUAAGCUGGACGAUGAUGAUAUCAGUAAAGAGAAUGGUUCAGCAAGGGACAAGCAAGGACGUAGACUCGUAGGAUACGAGCUUAUUAACAAGUUGUUUGUUCAUUUUGAUGGAUCAUUAUCAGGCGGACUUACAUUGCAAGAUGUUAUUUUAGGUCUUGGUGAAAUAAUGUUUGGUGACUUGAUGUCACGUAUACAUUUUUUUUUUAAAUUGCAUGAUAAUGAUAAUGAUGGGUAUCUUUUGAAAGAAGAAAUAUUACAAAUGUCAGAAAGUUUCUUAUUUAUAUUUAGAAAUCGACAAGAUGAUAGACAUCUUAACUCUGUUUCGAAUUUCAUAAAAAAUUCUUUUGAAUUUUCUGAUCCAUUACAACCAGAGAAAAAUCAAUUAAAAGUUAAUAACCAUGAUAGUAUAAAUUCAAAGUUACAAUCCCAAGACGAAAAUGUGGAGGAUAAAAAUGAGAGGGAUGAAAACGAGGAAAACAAAAACGAGGGAGAUAAAAACGAGAAAGAAGAACAACGGCUAAAAGAAAUCAAAGAAAAGAUUAUUAUGAAUGAUACAGAGGAUUAUAGAAUGUCCCUUCCAUCAUUUAGAAUGGUUAUUUUGGCUGAUGCCUACCUCGAAGAAUUUUUUGAUAAAGACUUUGCUGAAUCAUUCAAAUUUAUUGUACCAACUGAAGAAAGACAAAGAAGUUUUGGUCGUGAAAUAUUUAAUUCUUUGAUGACAGAUGGUAUGAAAAUGGCAGGAAAUUUUGAUAAUAAUAAUGAUUCUACUGUUUCACCUGAAAGUGAACCUUUACUUGUGACAACACAUGAUUCAUUGUUAGAUAACGAUGAUGGUAAUCAUACAGAUUACACGAAAGAAGUUUUUUCUUUGCAAACUCAAGUUACUGUAUCAAAUGAGGGAAUAUGUUCUGGUGAUACAUCAUUCAUUACAUUAAGAAAUAAAACUGUUACUGGACUUGUUGAGAUGAUUCGACAAAAUCGUGUUGUUCAAGUUAGAGGUCCCCCAUAUUCUGGAAAGACUAGUUUAGCACAAGCAACUGAAAUUUAUAUCAGAAAGAAGUAUCCAAAAACACAAGUCAUAUUUAUUACUUUUGCUACUGCCAAUGAGGAUUAUGAAUUUGAAAAAUAUAUUAAGGAAAAAUCUGGUAAAUCAUGGGAUGAAAUCUUAAACUCAGAAACCAACACAGUAGUAAUAUUUGAUGAAGGACAACAAACUUACAAUAAAGAAAAACACAAAACACAUAUACUUUGGGAGGGGACAAUCAAAAUGAUACUUCAAUCUCAAUACCCGACUUUAUCAAUAGUUUUGUUUUGUGCUUAUGGUAGUUCUAAUGAUACAAGCCUUCCUAAGUUAGCUACCUCAAUCAAGUUUGAUUCAGGAAAUAUUGUUACAAUGCAUAGUAGAAAAGAGGAUAACAAGGAGAUUGUUGGUUUGGAACUAUUUGAUGAAGAAUUUGAGGAGAUGAUGAAUAAGUUCAGUAAUGUAUAUUUUAGACUUGGAAAUUCUGUCAGAAGUUUAAUCAAGAGACUUACUCACAACCAUGUAGGACUAGUUCAUCAUAUCUUGGAUACUUUGAGAAAGAGGAUAGUGAAGAAUGAUCAAAUUGAACCAGAUCUACCCUGCAUGGAAUUUUUACAUUCAAGACUAUUUGCUGAUACUCUGCCAAUUUAUUGUCAUGGAUGUCCUCACUAUGAUACAAUUCACAAUGAUCCUAUUAUGGAAAAGUUGUUAGAUGAUGUGUAUUUUAAGCCAAAUGUGUCAAUAAACCUUUACUCACCAGGAAGAAAAGCUGCAGCUGAAAGAGCAAUAGAAUUUGGAUACAUAUAUGAAGAUGAACUUUCUAUUUUGAGAUUUGCAUCACCUUUAUAUGAGAGAUCUUAUUUCCUCACAAAAUAUGGGAAGGAACGACCUGAACUUUUUCAAUACAACAAAUUUGAAGAAUUUAUCAAAGAGGCAAUUCAAAGGUUAAAACCAUCACAACUUCAAAAUACAAUGAGUUAUGGUGUUAGGGAUAAAAUUUUAGAGCGUCAACUUCAAAUGGAGAUAUAUGUUACCAUACAAUCAUUACUGCCUGAAAGUUAUUUUAUAAGUCCUGAUGUUGGACCAAAACUGGGUUCUGAUGGGUUUGUAGAUUUUUUUAUAAAUGGGGAUUUAUCAUGGUUUAUAGAAAUACUUGUGGAAGGACAGGGUACCAAGGAACAUUUUGAGCAUUUUCAAAUAGGAGGAAAAUACCAUGUUAUGCUGAAACCAAAUUCAAAGUAUGCUCUAAUUGAUUUCAGGGAAUCAAUAAAUGUAAGAGUUAUAAGAGAGAAUUGCUUUUAUGUUUUGUUCUUAGAUGGAUAUAAGAAAGCAAAGAUACAAUAUGGUGAUGUUAAUGAAGAAAUUUUCCUAUUGGGUAUAUUUGGCAACUCAUUGGCAUGGAUAUCUACCAAUAAUGUGGAUUUAUUAAGUGAAGAUAAUGAUGACAAAUUUUCACAAUAUAUUUUUAAUAAUGAAUAA